AUGGCAGUCUCACUCUCUACCGCCAAAUGGCUGGCCCCAUUGUCUUUCGCUGUCGACUUUGCGGCUCAAAGUUAUGGCAUGCUCAGUACACCCAACAUGAAGUCUGUACAUGAUGCCAACCUCUCAUUUUGGUCGCCUCAACCUUUCUUUAUUGCCGGGUUCUUCUUUCCCCAACAACUCUUUCAGCUUGCGUGGCUUUACCGGCUGUACAAGGCAGAUCCAAAAAUAGAGCCCAUGGCCCCCGAUAUGGGUACAAUGGUUGAUUUUGCGCCUUUCUAUGCCAUCGGAAACUUCUGCAUUGCUACAUGGAUGAUUUUUUGGAACAAUUCUAAUCUGAAGAUCUCGAAUAUCUUUGUCAUUAUUAACAGCCUUGCUCAACUGUACUACAUCUUCAACCGUCUUCCGCCUAUGAAUACCAAAUCUGUCAACUCUGUCCUCACUCAUGUCGUUGCCAAGACAUUCGCUGGCCUCGGCGUCUUGGACCUGUUACAUAACGGCUCAGUUGCAUACUUCGUGCAUCAGCAGCCAACUACCACCGUCAAGGUCCUUACUGGCGUAGGCUUCGGAUUGCUAUCGACCGUUAGCGACUGGAUCUUCGGGGGAUGCCUAAUCUAUGACUUGAUAGCACUAUCAGUCGGCCAAUCUGCCUACGGUAACGCUGGUUGGGGUAGGCUCCUAGGAAUUUACGCCGGCGGAGCUGCCGCCAUUGUUGGCGCCCGGAACUUGAUGAGGCCACCAUACGUCAGCCAGAUCACAGCCGAUUAUCAGCCUCUUUAG
This is a messenger RNA of Colletotrichum orchidophilum, 777 nucleotides long. RefSeq lists its product as uncharacterized. The transcript has 3 exons. NCBI's taxonomy places the organism in Eukaryota, Fungi, Ascomycota, Sordariomycetes, Glomerellales, Glomerellaceae. Bases 1 to 777 code for a protein of 258 amino acids. The record is from RefSeq and is a predicted model, not a curated record.